Molecule: messenger RNA, 4184 nt
Organism: Porites evermanni
Lineage: Eukaryota; Metazoa; Cnidaria; Anthozoa; Scleractinia; Poritidae
Source: the annotation of a GenBank genome assembly
GUCGCUAUUGUCGUCACGUGUUCGCGCCUUGUGCAGGAUGCAGUUUAUGCAUAUUUGCCUUUGUACUUGACAGAAAGACUGGGCUUUGGAAAGGUAAAGUAAUUCAAAAAUUCAUUGUUGAACCUCCUCUUGUCUUUGUGGGAACGUUUUCCAGGCCUUUACGGUCCUGUAUUUCCUUGGUUUAUCUUGAUGUGACUGGACCGGAAACGAAUUUGUCGCGUAUUAAAAUGAUGGGCUCCUUGCUGAAGAUAAUUUACUUUAAGAAGAAAAAAACCAAGACUGUUAUCAGGCAGCAAGCUGACCACAAUUGUAACCAUACAAACUGAGGCUUAUAGUUCACUCACUAAUUGCUACUUGAUGAUAUCAUUUUUUCAAUUAUAUUUUAAUGAGACUUUUUUAGCCGGGCAGGGAUCCUGAGAUCCUUGCCUGGCUAUGGCAAUUUUCGUAAAGCAUGUCGAUGACGUAUCUAGGACGAACCACUUGACUUGCAAACAAAUGACCGUGUGAUAAAAUUAUUUUUACAGCUGAUAACAUUAUUUUCAAAUUAUAUUUCUUUUAUUUAGUCAGCCUUUUUUCUGUCUUUAUUCUUUUUGCAGUAAUCCAUUGUUUAUCUCCCUAUAAUUUUAAAUUGUAUUUUAAUCAGCUUUUUCUGCAUUUGCUCUUUAUUUCCAGCAAUCCAUUGCCUACUUUCUCCUUGUCCUUCUUGUCAGUGCAGCUGUUGGAAGCACUAUUUCAGACAAACUUAACACCAAACUGGGAAGCAAGGUAAAGCAGAAAAAUAAGUGAUCAAUCGGCUUUAUCCUUUGUUAAACUUUUCUUCUCGAACUAUAAAAUUAAAUUUCCUUUAUUACCUUUAAUAAUACUUUUACAGAUCAGUUGAUGUCCAGCAUUCAAAAACGAAGAAAUAAUUUAAAUUAAGUUGGAAAAGGUCACAAAAAAUCCCGUAUCGUUUAAUGACGGAGGAACUCAGAAAAAAAGAGAAAACUUUACUAAGUAAUUACACCGUUUUAAGGUCAAUCCAAAAAUGCAGCAUGAUUGCCUUAAAUUUAUCCUUCAUUAUUUUUCAUUGUUUUUCCUUUAUAGUGGACGUAUCUAAUUGCAUCCCUCUCAGUGAUUGGUCCAUCAGUUUACUGUUAUUUCCAAACCCCGGAUCUAAAAGAAGCCACAUAUGCGUCCGUUAUUUUGAUAGGCUGCGGCAUGUCUAUCAUGUACGUCAUAGCUUUAACUUUAUGUACAGAAGUCAUCGGAGAUGAUAAGGUAUGACUUCCCAUACAAGCUUUACAAGAAAAUCUACUGAAUAUGAUUUGCGUUGUAAAAGGUUUGAACCCAGGAGUCAUUAAUUUCAUAAGUAAGUUGAACAUGAUCGUCCGGAUGACCGUAGUCCUGAAAGGAAUGUUUUUGACAGUGACUGUUUCGACAACCCGUGCAGUAAUCACAGCAGCCAUCUUGACAAUUGCACAGAUGACUAGCGCACAGGUUGUCGAAACGUCAGUCACUGUCAACAAAAGUCCUGUUCAGGAAUACAUCAGAGUUCAUCCAGACAAUCAUGCUCAACCUGCUUAUGAUAUGUUAUGUGUUUAGUUAAUGGCCAUUUUUGCUUGAGAUCAAACUGACAACGCUUUUUAUCUGCAUCAUAUUUUAUCAAAGAAAUUUGUUGGGAAUCCAACUUUUACUUCAGCGUUUAAGAGAAGAGAUAAGUCAUGAUAUACAAGGAAACGAAAAAUUAAAAACUGAGUACUUUAAAAAUCACGAUAUUUGAAAAGCUGCAGAAUAUGAAAACGUUCUACAACAUUAAAACUUACGGUAAAAUGAAAAAAAAAAUAAAUAAACGAAAAAAAAAAGAAUUUUCACAUAUUCCUAGAAUUCACGAAGCAUUGUUAUUUUACUAUUGAUUACUUUAUAUUUCAUUUGCAGGAAACCAGUGGAUCGGUAUUCGCCAUUGUCGUUUUUAUAGGAAGACUGUCUAGCGGGGCAUUGUUCAUCACUAUCCAAGAAUUUUAUCCAGAAGACGGGUAUGAUAAAUAUUGAUCAAUUAAUAUACAAGGCCUUUGUUUAUUAGCACAGUCAGCCUCUAUGGAUAGAGCUAUUUCAACCCUUCGCCCCGCUGGUUAAUAUUCACGAAAGCCAGAAGAAAAUUUAUACUACAAGUAUGCAUCAGGAGCCGUUUCGCGCGCUCGAAUGCGGUCGGUCUACGUAGAGAACUGUACGUAACUUUUUGAAGUUACCUUCAAAACCUGCUUUCAAAAAAGGCGCGUUUUGAAUUUGCUGGGCCUAGAGAGACCCACUGGUAACGCUUUCACCAUAAAAUACGCUAAAUGGUUUUGGGAAAACUUUGUUACAUAGGAGAAUUAAAAAGCAACUGAGUGAUAUUAGAUUUAUAUUGUUAUACUUAAAGUUUCGCUUGGUGGCCCUUCCAUUAAUGAUGAACUUUAUGUCAAGGAAUAAUAGUCAAAGUGGUAACAAAACAAGGAGAUUGUCCGUGCAAGACUACAGUUGAACCUCUUUACAACGGCUACCUUUGCCGUUGUAAAGAGGCGCCGUCGUAGAGAGGUUUUAAACAAGAGUCAAUGUAUGGCUUUUUUGCUCCCCGGGAGAAAAUAAGGGGGUCGAUAGGGAAGGUUCGACGGUAUCAUAAAUCAUGCCGUAAGAAAUUAACCAGUCCUAAAUCAGUAUUGUCAUGUGUUUAUCUUGUGAGGAAAAACGGCCCAUUUUUUCAUGUGUUAAUUUUUUAAAAAUUUAUUUCUUAAUGCUUGCAGCUCUGUCUCCAGUGCGAGUGAUUACGUGCGUCAUGUAUUUUCCAUCGUUCCUGCUAUACUCGCUCUCGCUGGUUCGCUAAUGGUUUUGGUUUUACAGUCCUCGUCAUUAUGUUGUUCCAAAGAAGGUUGGUAUAUUUUGAAACCAUUCUUAUUCUUACAAAAAAAUACUAGACCGAACACUUUAACGUUUAAAUGGCUUGAGUGAUUUGUAACUGAUGUGGCCCUUGUCGACUCCCCAUAUGAAACAGUGAAAUAGUCUGGAGUGUCAACACCGCCCCUCCUCCCCCCCCUCCCCCCGCCGCUCCUCAAUGGGCUGCCCGUUUGGGGGCAUGGGUGUGGAGUGAAAGUGACGGGGAUGCUUAUAGUCUCGAUUGCAGAUUUACUAGACACUAUACCGGAUAACUUUCGCGCUGCCACGAAAAUCAUACGGACCGGAUAAAGUUUCUGUUCACACGUAAGAACAGUGGUUUCGAUCAGCGCCAUUUCUGUGACGGAUCGAAAAGAUGCACCACGCCGAUCUUGAAAGCCGAAGCGUCACUUAUCGGAUAGGUUUUGUGCCACACUUUGGUGAAUAAGCAGGAGCAAGGACUGAAAUGUGCCGCAUCGGACCGUUGUUGCUCAUACUACAGCGGAUAAAUUUUCAUGUCAGCACGUGAUCCGGUAGGGUGUGAGCUUAGCCCUAGGUCUCAAGCGGACACUGGGUCUCAUGUAGGGUCUUAGGGUCUCACGGCUCUCUGGAUCUCUGGUCUCUGGUCUCAAGUAGGGCACUCAGGAUGGAAAGCCAAUAUCUUUACCGUCACACACAAGUAUAGCUUAGGGUAGAAAAGAAACCAACUACUGUCAUAUUGGGGACUUAAAGUCCAACGACGCGGAAGGCAACGACAACGUCAAAAAAAACAAUAGGCUUUAAAAGCAAAACAAAAGCUUUGCACGUGCGUCACCCUUUUUUGUCAUUUCUUUGCCCGUUUUUGCUCGACUACGACAUGAAAGUGCCCAAUUUCGAGGAGGACGUAGGCAAGCAACGACGAAAUUUUAUUUCUCUUUCUGUACUUGGAUAUGGUCCCAAGAAUUUCAACACCAGGAGGGUUCGCCUACAUUUGACAAAGUAAGUGGGUAGGAAUAAUUGCGAUUACGACUGAAAGAACGCAGAUUCACUUUUUAAGCGACGUUCUCUCAUUGCCGUCCCGUCGUUGGACCUUAAAGUCCGUAUUGUCUUCUACACAGGGUCAAACAAAGCCUGAGCCACGCGUUUCUUAGCAAAGGCCGAGCUGCAUUGUUGGUGUUUUAGUUCAUCUGCACGCUUUUGCUGAAAGCUAAUCAACUAAUACUAUGCUGGCCUUUCUCCUAGGGUUUUCAGCGAAUCAAGAUACCGCGGAUGAAGUUUCUGAAGCAAGUACUACUUCAUUUGACGUAGUUGUAGUCCCCUGA